This is a messenger RNA of Ogataea haglerorum, 1698 nucleotides long. RefSeq lists its product as uncharacterized. Gene Ontology annotation, cellular component: actin filament; plasma membrane; cortical actin cytoskeleton. The record is from RefSeq and is a predicted model, not a curated record. Gene Ontology annotation, biological process: regulation of actin filament polymerization. The coding region runs from base 1 to 1698 and encodes 565 amino acids. NCBI's taxonomy places the organism in Eukaryota, Fungi, Ascomycota, Pichiomycetes, Pichiales, Pichiaceae. The transcript has a single exon. Gene Ontology annotation, molecular function: actin filament binding.
AUGGAGAGACUCGACCUAGCCACCUACAGCAAGGAGAUCAAGCAGAACUACGACCGGCUCAUCUCCGGUGAGUUGUCCUAUGUCAUUUACACCACCCAGAAAGACUCAUCUCUCAAACCUACCGUCCAAGGCGACGGAGACAUCAACGAGUUUGUGACCGAGUUUGAAGAGGGCGCAGUCCAAUUCGGUUACAUUCGUGUCAAUCCGUAUGGGUCUGACGUCCAAAAGAUCUUACUGGUCGGCUGGUGUCCAGACUCUGCCCCUUUGAAGAGCAAAGUCUCGUUUUCAAAUAACGUGGCCGAGGUCGGCAGGAUCUUGCACUACCACGUGCAGGUGACUGCUAGAGAUCCGGAUGACCUGGACGUCGACGACCUGCUGAAAACAGUGAGCAACGCGUCUGGUGCUAGAUACUCCAUCCAGUCGCUGCCACAGUCUUCUGCUCCUAAAACCACCAGGCCUGCGCCAAAGCCUGCCCCUAAACCUGCCAAAACAGAAGAGCCAGCUCCUCCUAAGCCCUCUAGAAGCAUUCCGCCAAAACCGGCAACAGCUCCGGCUCCAGCUAAACCUGCUGAACAAGAUGACGAAUGGGGCGGAGAAGAAGAGAUUCAGGAGAGAGACUUCAGCAAAAAGCCAUUAGAGACUCUUCCUUCUGCAUACAAGCCAACAAAGGUCGACAUUGAGACAUUGAGAAAGGGUCCGUCACAAACGACCAGCUCGCAACCCGCCACUGUUUCAUUGAGUCUCGGAGACGGUCGCCUGUCUUCGCUGCCGAAACCAAAGGUGACGAACUCUGUCGCUUCCAAAUUCCAGGAAGUUGUUCAGCCUUCCUUUGGCUCUAAACCUUCCUUUGGUGCUCCCCCAAAGAGAGACGAGCAUGUCUCGUCGGGCUUGAACCGCAACUUUGGAGCCACUAACGGCAAGACCCCUGCUCAAAUCUGGGCCGAAAAGAAAGGACAGUUCAAGGAUGUCGAGACCGAUUCGAAGCCUGUGAACGCUGAGCCUGAAGAAGAGAUCAAUGUGCACGUCAACGAUGUCAAGGCCAAGCUCGAGGCCUUGAAGACCGAGGAGGAGCCAAAUCAGGCAUUUCCUCCUCCACCAGUGAGAUCCUCGUUCCCACCUCCUCCAGUUAGAACUGUUCCGAAGGAGGAAGAAAAGGAGGAAGAAGAGAACGAAUCUGAGCCAGAAGAAGAGAAGGAGCUCGAGCCUGCUCCUGCCUUUGCUUCUGCUCCUGCCCCUGCUCCUCCUACUGGACCACGUCCGGCCGCUUCUGCUGCUCCGUCAGCAGCUCCGACGGCAGUUGCAGAGUACGAUUACGAGGCAGCUGAGGAUAACGAGAUCGGGUUUGCAGAGGGUGAGACUAUCGUGGACAUCAAAUUUGUCGACGAGGACUGGUGGCUCGGAACCAAUGCUGCUGGCAAAAGCGGUCUCUUCCCUGCCACAUACGUUGUCCUGAACGAGAAAAAAGACGACGAAGAACCAGCUGCUGAGGAGGUCCCAGAAUCAAAGUCAGAACCCGAAGCUUCCAAGGGACUGACUGCCGUUGCAGAGUACGACUACGACGCUACUGAGGACAACGAAAUUAGUUUCAAAGAGCAGGAUAUCAUCACAGAAAUCGAGCAGGUCGACGAAGACUGGUGGCUGGGUUCCUGCAAUGGCGAGAGAGGAUUGUUCCCUGCGAACUACGUUAAGCUACAAUAG